Molecule: messenger RNA, 1480 nt
Organism: Magnolia sinica
Lineage: Eukaryota; Viridiplantae; Streptophyta; Magnoliopsida; Magnoliales; Magnoliaceae
Product: protein phosphatase 2C 32-like
Exons: 2
Coding region: 563-1060 (165 amino acids)
Biological process (GO): protein dephosphorylation
Molecular function (GO): protein serine/threonine phosphatase activity
Source: RefSeq, a predicted model, not a curated record
UGGGGUCAAUAUUGGUUUUUGGGUUUUUUUGCAAUGAAAAAAGAGAGACCGUGACGGCUGUUGUGGGGGCCGUAAUGGCUGUUGUAGCCUGUAUUAUAAAGGUAAAGAUGGUGGAAAUUACGACCACUAUUACCGUUACGGAAUACCUUGAUUGUAAUAUACACUUAAAAGCAACAUUUGGCUUCUGAAUGUUUUUCAUUAUCAUUUAUUUAUUUUUAUUCUGGAUGGACCAUCACCAAUACUGAUUGGAAAGACAAUGGAAAGAAUUUACCAUAUAAAUUAUUGGCUGCUUAAACAGUUGAUUGGUACUGGAUGAAUCAAGGAUUUAUUCUAGGAUGAUGACUGGUAACAUGAUCAACUGAUCCCGUUAUCUGAGACAGUUGGGGGCCGCACAAAUCGAGAGGGGUCCCCUCUGAUCGGCAUUAACAUCCUUUACCCCUUGUAGGGUUGGAAGCGUGCAAAUUUGGUGUUUGAAUGCAUUAGGAAGUCCAGACUGGUGAAUGUAAAUAUAGAACAAAAUAGAGGUGGAGUAUUUGAGAGAAUGAUCAUGUAUGUUUAUUAAAUGCUACGGGAUGUUUUGAGGAUAAAAGCAGAACAUCCUGAUGAUAACCAAUCCAUCUUGAACGAUUGGGUGAAAGGGCAGCUGAAAGUCACUCGAGCAUUUGGUGCGGGGUUUCUCAAAAAGCCGAAAUGCAAUGAAGCUUUGCUGGAGAUGUUUCAGAUUGAGUACAUUGGGACUGCUCCAUACCUCAGUUGUAUUCCUUCUGUUCUCCAUCACCGUCUAUGCUCGAAUGACCGCUUUUUAGUCCUUUCUUCUGAUGGGCUUUACCAGUACUUCAGCAAUGAAGAAGUAUGGGACCAUGUCGCAUGGUUUAUUGAAAACGUCCCUGAAGGUGACCCUGCACAGUACCUUAUCGCGGAGCUUCUCUUUCAUGCUGCCAGAAAAAACGGUCAGUUGAUCCAUCUUGUUUUUGUUUCAUUGAUCUUCAUAAUAUUAUUGCAUUUAAUAAAAAAAAAAAAAACAGAGGAAGAAAAAAGGAAUCCUGCCCAUGAUUACUAGCCUACCACUCACUGGCCAUGCUGUCUUGCUGUGAUACCUAAAUUUCAUGCAUGUAAACAAGGAUAUGGGUACGGAAUUGUCACCGGUUGGAUUUUAAGCAUUGGUAUUGCAUAAAGCCCCACAUCCAUAUCCUACAUAUCUGCACGAGAGCUUUGGCCAGCAGAUAUAGCAUGGUGAUACAAAGAAAUGGGACUGUAUCCGUUAGACACUUUUAUUCUACGUAAAGAAUCCUACUGGACUUUAUUUCUAUGUAUUUUUGAAGAACUUUGGUACUCGGGAUGUAAGAAAAUUACCAACGCCCUAUAUUCGACGUACAUGUGUGGCCUACCUAGUGAUUGGACUAGCCUGGCUUUUGUAACAGGGCAUGUUCAUCUGGGAUCCACCUGGUACAUGGAAUGGAUCCUCACACGUGUGCUGUAA